This is a messenger RNA of Trichophyton rubrum CBS 118892, 879 nucleotides long. RefSeq lists its product as uncharacterized. The transcript has a single exon. The record is from RefSeq and is a predicted model, not a curated record. NCBI's taxonomy places the organism in Eukaryota, Fungi, Ascomycota, Eurotiomycetes, Onygenales, Arthrodermataceae. Bases 1 to 879 code for a protein of 292 amino acids.
AUGCAGUCACUUGCAGCUGAAAUGAGUAAACUACGGGCUGAAAAUGCAUCUCUGGUGCGAGAAGUUUCUAGUAUGAAACCAGAGAUCACUCGGCUUCGUUCCCAGAACAGCUCUUAUCAGACUAUACUCUCGGAAAAGCUCUCUUUAGAACGCCAAGUCAGCUCCCUUGAGGUUGAACUCCGCGAUACAAAGCGCAACUCAGGAAAAGGGAGGGUCUCCCAUAUAUCGAAUAGAACGAUCAUGAGCCCAGAACACGACGUAAAUGUCAACGGCGAGCCUCAAACUCGCAAGUCUUCAACCCAUACCUCCAAAUCAGAUACCCGGGGUGUAAUGGUGUCGAAGAAACAGACUACGGUGAAGGUUCAACAUUCCAACAUGUCUCCUGCUCGCCGCAAGCAGACCGAAACCUCUGUAGAUGCAUCAGAGAACCCUUCAUGCCGCCUAUAUUUUGGUACGGAUGCAUCUAUAGGGACACCGGGACCGAACCACAUGUCAAAGCUACCAACGAAAAUAUCCGCAGCUCCUGGAGACAAAUCAAUAUUUUCUAUUACCCCAUUUCUGAACCGUCAAAGUCAUGACUUCACGGUAAACUUCACAUCCAGCGAAAGUGAUAGUGAUGGUCUUUCAUUCGCGGAGGCCAAUCCUUCGAAGAUUAAGGAAAGGAGUCUACCGGCAUAUGAAAACGAGGCCUCCACCACGAAUAAACGCAAAUCAAAUGCCCAGCCGCUAAAGAAUCCCCCGAAAUCGACCAAUAUUCCGAAAUUCACAAAUGGCCCAGCACCGCGGGUUAGCAAUCGUCUCCAGAAGCAAAAGGAUACGAAAAGACUUGUCCGAAGACGAUGGUCUUCCGGAUCCCGUCAAAAAGCGACGAAUACUUAG